AUGCCCGGGAGAGCGGGGGCCUUCGCCCAACGCCGGGCCACUGCCACGGAGGGCCCGUGCCUUACCAAGCCGCUGAGACGCCGGUUCCCCUGGCCACGGGGCGGUCAUUGUGACGCGAUGCCCGGGUGGCCGCUCGCGCUUGUGACACGCCGCUUGCGCAUGCGCAUGUGCAUCGGCGUGCGCGGCUGUCCAGUCGCAAUGUCCGCGCUCCCCCACCGGCCGGCAGCAGCGGCGCGGGAAAAUGCUGUCGGCGUUGUCCGAGGCGGCCCCUGGGAGGGAGCCUGCGUGCCACUGGCAGUGCAGGAGCCCAACCGUCGUGACUCCACUGGCUCCCUAAACCGACUUUCCUUUUCCGGUCCGCUGAAGAGGGAGGGCGCUUCAGACCUCCACUCCAGGUGGGCAUUCGGGACUGCUCUCCCCAGGAGAUUCCGGAUCCGACGGCCUGGGCAGGGAUCGGGUCCCACCGGGCUGGAGAUUCAGUCUGAAACUCCUUCCUGCCACACAAGGGCUGAUAAAAGAAAACACGUCAAGGAUAUAAGGGAAACAAUUUUCAGAAGGAAAACUUCUCAAAGAUCUCUGGGGAAACGAGAACAACAACAACAACAGCAACAACAAGAGCCAAACUCCAGACCAUAUGCAGUCUUUGCUUAAGUUCUUCCUGAUACCAAGCCCACAGUGAUUUCAUCCAUGGCUAACUGCAGACCAUUUUGUCUAUCCCUACAUAAGCAAAGAGUCCACUAAAUGAGUCAUGUGAGAAAAGACAAUUCAGGAACUACCUCUCUGUUUCCAUCUGUCUUGCCAAUCAGUGUGUUGGAAUUAUUUUCCCAAGGAACUUAGGAAGAAAAGUGAAGGCCAUAUCCAGAAGAGGCCUUUAAAUGCAGACCCUACAUCUUGAAUAAUGACUUCCAGAAAACAGCAGUGACACUUGCUCCUGGAAAUACCAAUCACGACCCAUAAGCACUGGCGUCCCCUGAGGACCUACUCGAAAUACAGAAUCUCAGGCUCACUCUGACACUAGAAUGACAAUCUGUUUUCUUGACAAGAAUCCUCAGGAGGAUCCCUACCAACAGUGUAGUCCCUGAAGGGGUCAUGAGGACAAUGCCACCCCUACAGGUACCGCAGGACCAAGGGCCCAUGGAAGAAUUUGGAUUUCGGCUUGCUAUGCUGGUCUUCUUUCUGCAGGAGUGACGCCCCUCGGGAUGGUCAGGUGAUUAAUAGGCCUGCGGGUGGGAGCCAGACCUCCACUACCCUAAGGCUUCAGAAACCAGGAGCACCACACAGAAGGCGGGGCCCACAGCCCCGAAGCUAGCCGAGGACGCACAUGCACCAGCAGGAAGACAGACUGCAGAGAAACCACGCUGUGGUGCACUGGCCACACUUAACGUCCAGCAUACACGGCUCGCCCACACAAAUGUCAACGUGAAGAAAGAUACACACGGACACACGUAUACAGACACACACAGACAUAUACUCACACACAGACACACACAUACACACAAACAGAAAGACAAGUGGAGACAUCCGACAUUCGCAGGCAGCUCCUGAGGCUGCAGGGUCCUGUUCUCUGCCGGGAAGCCCCUCGGGGAGAGAGUAGCGCCGUGGCACACAGGCUACUGGUACCUGGAAAUCCCAGCAGGGUCAGCUUUCAAGGUGACGUACACCGUCCCCCCCUACCCACCCACGACGUCUGAGCAAGCCUGAAGCAUCGGGGUGGCGGGGGAAUCCCUGGGGAUCGCCCUGAUCAUCCCUGAAGCUCCGCUGCAGCUUUUUUCCGCCUGGCUCCGCCCUGCCCGACGACUGAAAUCACUGGACCCUGGCAAUCAUCCCCGGGAGAGCUGGGGGCCUUCGACCAACGCCGAGCCACUGCCACGGAGGGUCCGUGCCUUGCCAAGCUGCUGAGACGUCGGUUCCCCUGGCCACGGGGGUGGUCACUGUGACGCGAUCCCCGGGUGGGCGUUCGCGCUUGUGACACGCCGCUUGCGCAUGCGCAUUGGCGUGCCCGGUUGGUCAGCCGCAAUGUCCGCGCUCCCCCACCGGCCGGCCGCAGCGGCGCGGGAAAAUGCUGGCGGCGAUGUCCGAGGCGGCCCCUGAGGGGGAGCCUGCGUGCCACUAGCAGUGCAGGAGCCCAUCUGUCAUGACUCCACUGGCGCCCUGAACCGACUUUCCUUUUCCGGUCCGCUGAAGGGGGAGGGCGCUUCAGACCUCCACUCCAGGUGGGCAUUCGGGACUGCUCUCUCCAGGAGAUUCCGGAUCCGACGGCCUGGGCAGGGAUCGGGUCCCACCGGGCUGGAGAUUCAGUCUGGUGAGUUGUGGCAGGGGUCGCUGGACCCCAGGAAGAGACCGGAGACCCUUUGGGAGGGUGCUGGGGAACGUUCCGCAGCUCCCUGAGCUCACUUCCUCCCCUUCGACCUGGGCCACCCACCAAGGGGCCCUCCCUUGCCCUCCAAGCCCAGGGACUUGUGCUUCUCCUCACUGCGGUCCAGAGAAGGGGAGGAAGAACGACAGAGCGGUGGCGAGCGCAGCCUGCAGCAGAGGAGGCAACAGCUGCAACCGGCCUCCCCUGGGGGCAGAGUUCGUGGAGACAGCUUCUCAGAAGCUUUCUGGGGUGAAGCCAAAUCCCGAGACGGAUGUCCAGGCAUGCCACUGAGGACUCCCAUGAAAGCCAAGCACAGCAUGCUAACUGAUCUUAGUCACUUUAUUGUUUCUACGGAAAGCAUCAUCAUCUUGCUACAAAGUGUUUCCCUCAAAUUGCUUUGACGGCCUGUACACGGAGACCCGUUGUCAACUUGUCUUGUUGAGAAAAAAACUAUUCCCGGUGUUAAAAGUGCAGAUUCUGACUUUUAUGGAUACCUAAGUCUAGAGUGUAACCGUGUGUGUGUUUGUGGUUAAUCAGUGGAUGAAAUCUGUUUCUGAGUGACUCUUUUUACUUAAUCAUAGUUGAAGAAAGGUCUUACUCUGCCAUUUGGUUUUCUGUUUUUCCUGUGAUGAGAAAAUCUUAAACAUGGAAACUUCAUCCCCUCCAGACAAGCUUUUAGCAUCCGACUUACCUGACAUGAUUUUCAUUGUCUCCAGUUCCCUUGCGGGUAGCACGUUCAGUUCUCCAGUCUUGAGCCUGCGGCUUCUUCUGCAACACAGACCGUCUUUGUCUUCUUUCUCUAGGAACUCUUUCUUGCCAUACAAUGGCUGGAAAUAGAAGAAAACAGGAUAAGGAUAUGAGGGAAACAAUCUGAAGAAUGAAAACUGCUCAAAGGUCAGGCUGUGGAAAGGUGCAUAAGUUCUUCCAACCUCAUGUUUUCCUCCCUCAGGAAGGAAGGUUUCUUUUCUUUCUCUGCUUCUCUGGGAAAAGAACAACAAAAAUGACAAGAACCACAACAACAACAAAAUUGCAGACCAUACCGAAUGUGUUACUAAGGAUAAAAAUAAGUUUCCUCUGUCAAACAUGUUUCCUUAAGUUAGGCUCUAGAAAAAUGAUCUAUUUCUCAUUAACACUUUAUUGGACCACUAUAUUUUGUGACCAUUGAUGCCAUAGGAAAUAAAAAGUAACAAAUUAAAUGUAGUUUAUAUA
Callithrix jacchus (white-tufted-ear marmoset) is the source of this 3565-nucleotide messenger RNA. RefSeq lists its product as uncharacterized. The record is from RefSeq and is a predicted model, not a curated record. NCBI's taxonomy places the organism in Eukaryota, Metazoa, Chordata, Mammalia, Primates, Cebidae.